CUAACUGUUGUUUGGGUUUGACCUUGGUGUCUAAGGACCCUGGGUGCAGUGACCCGACGGAGACUGACCAGACGGAGACAGACCUGUCGUCAUCCAGCUCCCCUCAGACAGGGGCAGGAAGUCCAAAGCGGCGCUUUCAGGAAAAGACCGAGGAUGAGCGGGCCUCUCAGCCUGCCAGCAGCUCACCUGAGGCCCCGGUGAGAGAGAAGUCUCCUCCUCUACCUCCAGCUCAGAGAGAGGAAGAGUCGGGACAAGGAGCUGAAAGGAUGUUGAUGCCACCUCCUCUCCCUGUGUUUUUGGCCCCUGGCCCUGUGGCACGAAAGAGACCCAGGGAAACAGCAGUACCAGAGGUCCCACCCAGUCUACCACCCAGAACCCUCGGCCCUGUGGCACACAAGAGACCCAAGGAGACAGCAGUACCAGAGGUCCCACCCAGUCUACCACCCAGAACCCUCGGCCCUGUGGCACACAAGAGACCCAGGGAGACAGCAGUACCAGAGGUCCCACCCAGUCUACCCCCGAGCGCCCCUGCAUCACAGGAUUGUCCUCAGGAGGUGAAGAAGACAAAGGUAGUGGAGAACCCUUCAUGCCUAGUACCCUACGGUGGGGACUCUUCUGAUGAGGAAGAGGACUCCUAGCAGUAAGACUCUUAACUCAUACGCCCACUACCCUUCACUAAUCCUAUCAGCCCCAACCUAAAGUGUCCUCAUUCCACUUAGAUGCUGGGUUGCAGUGUUCAGCCCAAGUCUAGCUUAGCUCUGCUAUUACCACCAUCGACUACUGGACAUUGGACAGAGCGUCACAUCGGCCCCAAAAAUAAAGCUACUUUAUGUUAGUAUAAUUAUUAAAGCGUUUUCAUUUCAAAUCUGAAAAAGCGUAUGUAGUUGUCCAUCCACGACCGAGCCUGCGGUACACAAAUUCACUGAUUUAUUACUGUUAUAUUGUGUAUAAUGGAAAAUGGUGUGAAUCUGUUCCCAUGGAAUACAUUAAUAAAUGGAUUUGGAAACAACA
Oncorhynchus keta (chum salmon) is the source of this 1011-nucleotide messenger RNA. RefSeq lists its product as uncharacterized. The record is from RefSeq and is a predicted model, not a curated record. Lineage: Eukaryota; Metazoa; Chordata; Actinopteri; Salmoniformes; Salmonidae. The transcript is spliced from 4 exons. The coding region runs from base 267 to 638 and encodes 123 amino acids.